CAGCAGAGGUCACACAUGAUUCAAACAUGGAUGCCGUGAGCUGCAUUUGAAUUGUGUUUUUAUUUUCUUAUUUUGUUACAGAUAUAGUUUGAUUUAUAUGGAUAACAUGACGAUUCCCGAAACAACGUGAGCCUGUUUGUGAGAUGCUUUCUACUCCUGCAAUAUGUUCACUCAGAGCUGUGUCGUGUUUACAAAGGAUGUGCACUUACUACACGGCCCUCUUUAAAACAAAACCCCCUCAUGGGUCUCAGAGCAGAGCUUUGCACUACUCAGCCCACAGACUUCAAUGUUCAGCCCCAGAGUCUUCUUCCACCCUCAGAAGUGCUCAGGGGACACAGACCACCUCUGAACCUGCAGACGAGGGUCCUCCGACUCCCCCCACCUGCUGCUGUAUGAGCGGCUGUUAUAACUGCGUAUGGAUCGAGCAUGCUGAGAAGCUCCUGAAAUAUUACAGUGAUGGUGGAGAGAGUGCUCUGCAGGCCAUUGAGGAGAACGUUCACGAUGACAACCUGAAGGCUUUUCUUAAAAUGGAGAUCAGGUUGCUGAAGAAGCCUUGAUAGGAGUGGACGCUCAGUAAUAGAGCUGAGCCAGUUCUGAGACAAGACACCAAAGUAUUAUUUACAAUACAAUUACGCAUGCUUUUUCCCAGUAAUAAGUUUGUUCUUAUUGUUAUAUGAAAUGUUUUCUAGCACUUUUCAAAACAUCUCCUCACACUUAGGCUGGUAAGAAUGUUUGUUGUGAAUUUUCAUAAUGUUUCGUAUCAAUGGUCUACAGAAUGUUCAGAUGUCAGACUGCGCCCAUGAUAAGGCCUUGUUAUCAAGAAAAGCAUAAUUUUUCUUUGAUAAAAUGUGAAGAUCAAAAUUCAAAAGUGAUAUUUAAUAUUGAUACAUAGGGGCUGUUUCCCAGACUGGGAUUAGUUUAAAACAGGACUAGGCCUUAGUUAAUUUAGGACUUUUAAGUAGUUUUAACAAACAUGCCUUACAAAAAACAUUACUUAAGUGCAUUUUGAGACAGCACAGAGGCACUGAUGUAUUUUAAGAUAUUUCAGUGCAAGCUGUUUCAGUUUGGACAGCUCUAACAUUUAGACUUGUACUAGUCUAAUCCCUGUCCGGCAAACCACCCCUUAGUGUUUUCACUUUGAUGAGAGCGCAAAAUAAUGCUUAUUUAUAGUAUUUAUAUUUAUGACGUUAUUUGCUGUUGAAAUAAAUUAUUAAAUAAAAAGUGCAUAACAAAUUAUUUUUACAAGGAUGGAUUUGUAUACAGGCAUAUUCAUCCUACAGAGUGGUUCAAAUAUGUAAUAAAAAUCAACGUUUUCAAUUGCCAAAUGUGUUCAAAAUAUUGUGUUCAAUUCUGAUUUGACUUAACUCAAAUGUUAACGUGAACAGAGUAGGGUCACAACUGACAGAUCAGCUCUUGUGGCAUUAGAUUUCACAUGAUGUGGCUCUUCAUAAUCAUCUGGCUUGGUCUUGCCAUUAGCUGACGCUUGUAUGACUGGUUUCUAUGACGACAGUCAUCCUGAUCUGUGUGCCUGUGAGUCAGCAUAUGAGGGCUUGAUGGUGCGUGCCGCGCUGAGACCAUGUUGCAGGGAUAUGAUCCAGA
Molecule: messenger RNA, 1599 nt
Organism: Triplophysa dalaica
Lineage: Eukaryota; Metazoa; Chordata; Actinopteri; Cypriniformes; Nemacheilidae
Gene: oxld1
Product: oxidoreductase-like domain containing 1
Exons: 2
Coding region: 144-557 (137 amino acids)
Cellular component (GO): mitochondrion
Source: RefSeq, a predicted model, not a curated record